Nerophis ophidion (straightnose pipefish) is the source of this 6537-nucleotide messenger RNA. RefSeq names its product short transient receptor potential channel 7-like. The coding region runs from base 134 to 3142 and encodes 1002 amino acids. The record is from RefSeq and is a predicted model, not a curated record. Gene Ontology annotation, biological process: calcium ion transmembrane transport; manganese ion transport; regulation of cytosolic calcium ion concentration. The transcript is spliced from 12 exons. Gene Ontology annotation, cellular component: membrane; cation channel complex. Lineage: Eukaryota; Metazoa; Chordata; Actinopteri; Syngnathiformes; Syngnathidae. Gene Ontology annotation, molecular function: inositol 1,4,5 trisphosphate binding; store-operated calcium channel activity; protein binding.
AAAGAGCGGGCACGCGGCGUCGACGCGCAGCUCCGUGGAAACUUGUGCGUGGGGAAAGUUGAACACGCGCCUCGUCAUGUCCGCCACUUGAACGCCGAGCCUUUUCAACAGAAUAUCCCGCGUCAACAAGUCGAUGUCCGACGAGCAGGAGGAGGGCGAGCGUCGCCCGCAGCCUCCUUCGCCGCCGUCGUGUCUCCCGGGAGGAUCACCGUCGUGUCGGCGGCCCCUGGACCUCUUCUCCUCGGCCUCGCCGCUGCUGGAGGACACGGAGCCGCCGUACCUCGCCUCCCCGGACUGCCUCCACUCGUCCCCGGACACGAGAGGACGGAGGGACUCUACUGGCGCCACGCCGCCAAAGUUCCUCCAGUCCGCCGGGGACUCUCCGGGGAGUUGGCGGCAUGGUACGCACCUGGCGGUGGUGUGUGGCCGCUACGAGGAGCCGCUGCCGGCCUGGAAGGGACGCAGCCCGGAGAGCGCCGGCAGCCUCCAGCACCGCGGACAGAAGGGGGAGCGAGCCUCCGAGUCCCCGGGCUGUGGGAACCAUCAUGCGGAUGAGCACCUCGACCCCGACCUCAGCUCGGACACCCGGCAGGCGGUGGAGGCUAUGCACCGCCGCCACACCACGCUGAGGGAGAAGGGGCGUCGCCAGGCAGUGCGAGGCCCGGCCUACAUGUUCAACGAGCGCGGUUCGGCUCUCACUGCAGAAGAGGAACGCUUUAUGGACGCCGCCGAGUAUGGGAAUAUUCCCGUGGUCCGCAAAAUGCUGGAGGAAUCCAAAACCCUCAACUUUAACUGCGUGGACUACAUGGGCCAGAAUGCAUUGCAACUCGCCGUCGGAAAUGAGCAUCUGGAGGUGACCGAGCUGCUGCUGAAGAAGGAUGGGUUGGCGAGGAUCGGAGACGGUCUGCUUUUGGCUAUUUCCAAAGGGUACGUGCGCAUCGUGGAAGCCAUCCUCGGUCACCCUGCCUUCAGCGGCGGUCUGCGCCUGGCUUUGAGUCCUCUGGAGCAAGAGAUGCGCGAUGACGACUUCUACGCUUACGACGAGGACGGGACACGUUUCUCGCACGACGUCACGCCCAUCAUUCUGGCUGCCCACUGCCAGGAGUACGAGGUAGUCCACAUUCUCUUGACCAAGGGCGCCCGCAUAGAGAGACCGCACGACUACUUCUGCAUGUGCUUAGAAUGUGUGGAGAAUCAGAAGAAGGACUCUUUUAGUCAUUCGCGCUCCAGAAUGAACGCAUACAAAGGCCUGGCCAGCGCAGCUUACUUGUCACUCAGCAGUGAAGAUCCCGUGUUGACGGCCCUGGAGCUCAGCAACGAGCUGGCCAGACUUGCCAACAUUGAGACAGAGUUUAAGAACGACUACCGCAAGCUGUCCAUGCAGUGCAAAGACUUUGUGGUCGGCGUGCUGGACCUCUGUCGGGACACAGAAGAAGUGGAAGCCAUACUGAACGGCGACGUCGACCUGUGCCCGCCCAGCCCCUACAACCGACCCUGCCUAAGCCGCGUCAAACUGGCCAUCAAAUAUGAAGUGAAGAAGUUUGUCGCCCACCCUAAUUGUCAACAGCAGCUGCUGACCAUUUGGUACGAGAACCUUCCCGGUUUGAGGCAACAGUCCGUCGGGGUGAAGUGCUGGACCGUGCUGGGGGUGGCGGCCGGCCUGCCGUUCUUGGCUGUGGCCUACUGGAUCAUGCCAUGUAGCAAGCUCGGUCAAAUCCUGAGAAGCCCCUUCAUGAAGUUCGUGGCCCACGCCGUCUCCUUCACCAUCUUCCUGGGCCUUCUGGUCGUCAACGCCUCAGAUCGCUUCGAGGGGGUCAAGAACCUGCCCAACGAGACCAUCACGGACCACCCGCGGCAGGUGUUCCGGGUCAAGACCACCCAGUUUUCCUGGACAGAGAUGCUGAUCAUGAAGUGGGUGUUAGGCAUGAUCUGGUCGGAGUGUAAGGAGAUCUGGAGCGACGGGCCCAGAGAGUACAUCAUGCACCUGUGGAACGUCCUGGACUUCGGCAUGCUGUCCAUCUUCGUGGCGUCCUUCACGGCGCGCUUCAUGGCCUUCCUCAAGGCGUCCAAAGCCCAGCAGUACGUGGACAUGCACGUGCCCGACGAAGACCUCAGCAACGCCUCGCUGCCGGACGAGGUGGCCUAUUUUACUUUCGCCAGGAACAAGUGGCGGCCGUCCGAUCCCCAGAUCAUCUCCGAGGGUCUGUACGCCAUCGCGGUGGUCCUGAGCUUCUCGCGCAUCGCCUACAUCCUCCCGGCCAAUGAGAGCUUCGGUCCCCUGCAGAUCUCGCUGGGACGCACGGUCAAAGACAUCUUCAAGUUCAUGGUGAUCUUCAUCAUGGUGUUUGUGGCCUUCAUGAUCGGCAUGUUCAACCUCUACUCCUACUACCUGGGAGCCAAGUACAAUCCUGCCUUCACCACGGUGGAGGAAAGUUUUAAGACUCUCUUCUGGUCCAUCUUCGGUCUGUCCGAAGUGAUCUCGGUGGUGCUGAAGUAUGACCACAAGUUCAUCGAGAACAUUGGCUACGUGCUGUACGGGGUCUACAACGUCACCAUGGUGGUGGUCCUUCUCAACAUGCUCAUCGCCAUGAUCAACAGUUCAUACCAGGAGAUUGAGGAGGACGCCGACGUGGAGUGGAAGUUUGCCCGGGCCAAGCUGUGGCUCUCCUACUUCGACGAGGGCCGCACUUUGCCCGCCCCCUACAACCUGGUCCCUAGCCCAAAGUCCUUCUACUACCUGGUCCUCCGCAUCAAGUCCUGCCUUUUAGGGAUGUGCAGAGCGGGCAGACGUAAGCACAACAAUGAGUUGGAGCUGGGCAUGCUCAACUCUCAGACCAAGGGUGAGCACUUCGGAACGUAUCGCUUUCCUGGGGAAGAGUUCCAGAACUUGUCGAGGAAUUCUCGAAAACAUCCGACCAGAUACCAGAAGAUCAUGAAGCGACUCAUUAAGCGUUAUGUCCUCAAGGCCCAGGUGGAUCGAGAGAAUGAUGAAGUCAAUGAAGGCGAGCUGAAGGAGAUCAAGCAGGACAUUUCCAGCCUGCGUUACGAGCUGCUGGAGGAAAAGUCGCAGGCUGCAGACGAGCUGGCUCUGCUGGUUCAGCAAUUGGGCGACAAAUUUGGCAAGAACACCACGAGGCCCUGACGGUACGGCGGCGAGAGCGGGGCCACAUCGGGGGUGGGAAGCAGGAUGUUUCUCAGCCAAAACUAAUUAGGGGUUAGAGUAGCAUUUCCUGUCUGCAGGCCCAAAAAAAACCUCAAGAUAAUGUUUUUGCGUUGCUUGUUAGUGUGAGGCCAAGAAAAGUCCAAAUUGUGUUCCAUGUGAUAGUUGGUAGAUGAAGAGAGGAAAGGAGGAACAUUCCCCACACUUUCACCCUUAAUGAAGAUGCACUGCCAAACCUUCUCAGCACAUCUCCAAAAGGAGAAGACGAAGAAAAAGAAGAAGAGUUGACCUAGGAAAGAAAGUUGGCAACACAACUGUGUGUUCUCCUUUUGUGUGACAAGAGACUACACAACCUUUUACACCAGGGGUCCCCAAACCUUUCGACCUGGGGGCCGCAUUGGGUUCAAAAUAUGUGGUCAGGGCCGGGCCAUCCAUCCAUACAUACAUACAUACAUACAUACACAUAUAUAUAUAUAUAUAAGGCACAGAGGCUAUUUCAUCCCUACAAGCCUGUUUCGUAGUUUUCCCUGCUCUUCAGGGGAUUUUCCAUCAGGGAAAAUAAUGUAUAUAUAUAUAUAUAUUAGGGCUAGGCAACGAUUAAAAAUUUUAAUCGAAGUUAAUCGCACUAUCCAUCCAUCCAUCCAUCCAUCCAUCAUCUUCCGCUUAUCCGAGGUCGGGUUGCGGGGGCAGCAGCCUAAGCAGGGAAGCCCAGACUUCCCUCUCUCCAGCCACUUCGUCUAGCUCUUCCCGGGGGAUCCCGAGGCGUUCCCAGGCCAGCCGGGAGACAUAGUCUUCCCAACGUGUCCUGGGUCUUCCCCGUGGCCUCCUACCGGUUGGACGUGACCUAAACACCUCCCUAGGGAGGCGUUCGGGUGGCAUCCUGACCAGAUGCCCGAACCACCUCAUCUGGCUUCUCUCGAUGUGGAGGAGCAGCGGUUUUACUUUGAGUUCCUCCCGGAUGGCAGAGCUUCUCACCCUAUCUCUAAGGGAGAGACCCAAACUCAUUUGGGCCGCUUGUACCCGUGAUCUUGUCCUUUCGGUCAUGCCCCAAAGCUCAUGACCAUAGGUGAGGAUGGGAACGUAGAUCGACCGGUAAAUUGAGAGCUUUGCCUUCCGGCUCAGCUCCUUCUUCACCACAACGGAUCGAUACAACGUCCGCAUUACUGAAGACGCCGCACCGAUCCGCCUGUCGAUCUCACCAUCCACUCGCACUAUUUUCUCCGAUUAAUCGCGAUUAAAGCCCAAUAAUGAAUUCAAAAGUAGUGUGUAGUGCACCUUUGUUGGAAUAUUCUCCCACAUGAACAAAAGCGCCAAAACUUUUGUUGUGCAAACACAAUUUAAAUCAGUCCUUGUUAAACAGUAGCAGUUAAAUAGCAUAUUUUAUGAAAAUCAACUCAAAAAUGUAAAUACAAACAUUUAAGCUUAUUGCCACUGCCAGGGUAUUUAAGUUAUCCUGUUUGUUAUGGAAAAUAAAUAUAAUCUACAUACAAAUCUCUGAGCCACAAUCAUAACAUCUGAACAGGCAAUUUCUGAGGUAACAGCAGAAACAUUUUUUUUUAUGUUUAAAAAACCUAUAUUAUAGGUAGUGGGCUGUUUUAGGGAAUUUUUGAUCCAAUUAUCCGUAGUAACAAUAUUAAUAAUGUUGUGUUUAUUCUGCGUAGUGCACUUAAAAUAAUUAUGACCAUAUCUAGGAAUUGAUAUGAUGGGAAUUUUUCCGAUUGUUUGCUUGGUGCUUUGAUAAACUGAACGCAUAUACAUGGUACUAUAUUGUGAUGUUAUGAGCCAGGGAAUAAAAGAACUACACUACCCAGCAUGCAACAGGAGUGACGGCAUCUUGUAUGUUGUGAUAUGCACGCUCUGAAAGUAAACGUUAAGAACUCAGCCAACACUCCUGGUCUGCAUUAUUCAUAAAUAGACAGACAACACAUAUACUCCGCUGCUUCACAGGCCGCUGGAUGUAGCUGGCAAAGUAUUCCCAUGCUAGCUAGCCGGUCAUUCAGUCCAAAACGGCCCGAUCUAUCCACAUCCAGAAUUGUCUGGCGGUCGUAAGUGAUCCCGGAGUGACCACGCUGUAAGCCAGCCAGGAAAUUUGCAGAAUUGUCCGGUAUUUUUGCCAAAUGUUCCAUCUUUACCAAGAGCCCCUCGACGCCAUCUUGUUAAGAAAAGGCGUUAACAAAAUAAAAGCAUGUAAACAACAUACGCAAAUGUGCGAUAAAAUAAUUGUCGGCGUUAAUAGAUUGAUGAGUUAACGCGUAAUUAACGCAUUAAUUUGCCCACCCCUAAUAUAUAUAUAUAUAUAUAUAUUGACCUAAUAUAUAUAUAUAUAUAUAUAUACAUGUAUAUAAUCUGUCUCAUUGCAGAUUAGACAAACUGCCUUUUCCUUCCACUGAACAAAAAUAAGACUUUACACUAUCUUACUUUUGUCUUUUCUAAUAUGAAACAGCUGAGCGGCUAAGAGACCCCGAGAGUAACAAGCAGUAUAAAAUGGAUUGAUGGAUGGGCUAGAUGGCCCUGCGAUGAGGUGGCGACUUGUCCAGGGUGUACCCCGCCUUCCGCCCGAUUGUAGCUGAGAUAGGCGCCAGCGCCCCCCGCGACCCCAAAAGGGAAUAAGCGGUAGAAAAUGGAUGGAUGGGCUGGAAAGAAUAGAUUAAAAAAAGUAUCAUUUUGAAAGAAAAAAAAAAAUCUUAUUUAUUUAUUUGGGACUCCUUGAUAUUGUGGACACUGGCGGUCCGUAUCUGGGCCGGGGGGGGGGACAUAGUUUGGGGACCCCUGCUCCCCCCAACAGGCAGUCUAAUUAAUGCUCUCUUGUGCUUGUCUUCAGGUAGAACACCUGAGGGAAAUGUUUCAAAUACCUGAGAACAUUUCUUUUGUCAGUUCGAUGUGUUUUUAUGUCCUUGUUUCAAAGAAAUGAUUCAGUGGAGAAUAUUUUGUGUCAGGAAGUAAAGUGCAGAGAAACAUCUUGCAGCUUCUGGACUGAUCAGUCUUCACAAUCACUCACUUCAAGGUCAUUUCAAGGUCAUUUACAGUCUCCAAAUGUGACUUUUUGUACUCAUAUACAAUACAAUUAUACUCACAAUAAGUACAAUUAUACUCAUAUACAGUACAAUUAGAUAGAUAGAUGGAUAGAUAGAUAGAUAGAUAGUACUUUAUUGAUUUCUUCAGGAAAAUUAAAAAUUACACACACACAGAGUACAAUUAUACUCAAAUACAGCACACUUAUACUCACAAAGUACAAUUAUACUCACAUAGAGUAAAAUUAUACUCAAAGUACAGAUAUACUCAUAUACAGUAAAAUUAUACUCACAUACAGUACAAUUUUACUUAUUUACAGGACAAUUAUACUCACAGAGUACAGUUGUAAUCACAUAUAGUACAGU